CCGCGAGCCCCGGGCGCCAUUUUGGACUCGGUGUGCGGGCUGAGGCGCAGGGGGCCUACGCGGUGGCCGCGGCUUCGUGAAGGAGCCCCCUGCGACGACGAGGGGUCCCGGGAGAAGGACGCAGGGACUGAGAAGGAAGCUUCCGCCUGGGCAGCCAGAGCCGCAGAGGUGGAGCCGCGUUGGCGCCCGCCCCGGGACCAGCGCCUCGGAUGCGGGCGGAGCGCGGGGGGCCGCGGCGGCGCGAGCGCGACGCGGGGGGCCCCGGGGGUCUCAUGUGAGAGCCGCGGGAGCAGCUGCCGCCGCCGUCCCCGGAGCCCGGGGCGGUGUGUGGGGGAAGCCGCCCCCGGCAGCAGGAUGAAACGAGGAGGAAGAGAUCAUAAUUCAUCAGAAGAAGGGACUACAGAGAAAUCCAAGAAACUGAGGACUACAAAUGAGCAUUCUCAGACUUGUGAUUGGGGUAAUCUCCUUCAAGACAUUAUUCUUCAAGUAUUUAAGUAUUUGCCUCUUCUUGACCGGGCUCAUGCUUCACAAGUUUGCCGCAACUGGAACCAGGUAUUUCACAUGCCUGACUUGUGGAGAUGUUUUGAAUUUGAACUGAAUCAGCCAGCUACAUCUUAUUUGAAAGCUACACAUCCAGAGCUGAUCAAACAGAUUAUUAAAAGACAUUCAAACCAUCUACAAUAUGUCAGCUUCAAGGUGGACAGCAGCAAAGAAUCAGCUGAAGCAGCUUGUGAUAUAUUAUCGCAACUUGUGAAUUGCUCUUUAAAAACACUUGGACUUAUUUCAACUGCUCGGCCAAGCUUUAUGGAUUUACCCAAGUCUCACUUUAUCUCUGCACUGACGGUUGUGUUUGUAAACUCCAAAUCCUUGUCCUCGCUUAAGAUAGAUGAUACCCCAGUAGACGACCCAUCCCUCAAAGUACUAGUGGCCAACAACAGUGAUACACUCAAGCUGCUAAAAAUGAGCAGUUGUCCUCACGUCUCUCCAGCAGGUAUCCUUUGUGUGGCUGACCAAUGUCAUGGCUUACGUGAACUGGCCCUGAAUUACCACUUGUUAAGUGAUGAAUUGCUGCUUGCUUUAUCUUCUGAAAAACACGUUCGAUUAGAACAUUUGCGUAUUGAUGUAGUCAGUGAGAAUCCUGGACAGACACACUUUCAUACUAUUCAGAAGAGCAGCUGGGAUGCUUUCAUCAGACAUUCACCUAAAGUGAACUUAGUGAUGUAUUUUUUUUUAUAUGAAGAGGAAUUUGAUCCAUUCUUUCGGUAUGAAAUACCUGCUACUCAUCUUUAUUUCGGAAGAUCAGUAAGCAAAGAUGUGCUUGGCCGAGUGGGAAUGACCUGCCCUCGACUAGUUGAACUAGUAGUGUGUGCUAAUGGAUUACGGCCACUUGAUGAAGAGUUAAUUCGCAUUGCAGAACGUUGCAAAAAUUUGUCAGCUAUUGGACUAGGGGAAUGUGAAGUCUCAUGUAGUGCCUUUGUUGAGUUUGUGAAGAUGUGUGGUGGCCGCCUGUCUCAAUUAUCCAUUAUGGAAGAAGUAUUAAUUCCUGACCAAAAGUAUAGUCUGGAGCAGAUUCAUUGGGAAGUGUCCAAGCAUCUUGGUAGGGUGUGGUUUCCAGACAUGAUGCCCACUUGGUAAAGACUGAAUGAUGUAGGGCAUGAUGAAUAGCACCUUAACUUUAAGCAUAUUGUAUUAUAAUACAAGUUUUAUUUCCUGUAGUUCUGAUGUAAUUCUACUAUUUUGUGGCAUGGAAAUUUGAUAUCUGCAUUGAGUAUAUAAGGACUGUUUGUUGGAGGACCCAUGGACCAGUUUUGGUCAGAAAACUUCAUCUGUUUCUUUACCCUAAUAGCAAUCAAAUGUCAGAAAUUUUUUUUUAAAAUGUGGUUCAGAUCUGAAAGUAAUAACCAGUUAUAAAGAGUAAACAUUUUACAAUCUGAAGGAAACAAAACCUAUAUAUUAUAAUAUUCAAGAAGUGAAUACUAACAGAUUUUCCAAAAUGUUCUCUAUGCAUUUUUUAAAAAAUGUGAACUUGACAUUUAGUUAGGGUCUUCAGUUAUACUUACACCUGUUAUAAGGUGUUUAAUAUAGCUCAGGAAAGUGAGCACUUUGUGAGAAAAAUGUAGGAUAUAUUGUAUCUAAUGAAAGAGAUUGGUUGAAUGUUCUCAAAUGUUACAGAGCUAUUUAAAGAGGUAUAUAUAGGUAAUUGGAACACUUAGAAAACUGAUAAAAUUGUCACACAGUGGUUAGGAUAGAAGGAUAAUAAACAGAGCCAAGAUGAAAUUAAAAGAAAAUAAAUGGAAUAGAAGGGAGGCAGCAUUUAGCUUUGUAUAAACUCUUAGGUCUGCUCUAUAAUCUGCUAAACCAUAUAAUUCUUUUCUGUGAUAUGUUACUGUGCAUGUGGCACUUGAGGCAUCAUGUGUAAAGGAAGGAAUGCUUUACCAGUUCUUGGUUUUGUUCGUCUUUGUUUAAACUAGUUUUGAAAUAUUAUACAGUAAUUGAAAUGAAAAGCUUAUCUAUUUAAAAAAGCCAAAUUGAAAUAAAGGUAGAACUUCAAAAUGUUUAUAAAUUGUUUCCAUGAAAGAAUAUUACUCUCUAGUGAAUUUUAGUGAUGGCUUAUUUUUCCAUUUUGGAAUUAUAUCGUUAUGUAAGUAGAAUUUUCAAAAUCAUAAAAGGAGCACCAGUGUACAGUUCAGCAUAAAGAGCAAAUUUAAGAGAUAUAUUUAAAUUCAUAAUCGUAUUUUUGAGUAAAUAUUGCUCAGUGGGCUGGAAAAUUUUAAUAGAAAAAUGUUUGCAAUUUUGUGAUUGUUAAUUUGGUUAAACUGAUAUAUUAUUUAAGUUAGGUAGCAUUUUUAUCACUUUCAUAUGAAUAAAGGUAAUCCAUACAUUGUAGAAUCUGUAAAAAUGUUGUUUUGGGCUACAUUUAGUUUUUUAGAUAUUAUAUAAACUUUGAUUCUGAGCACUAGUGCUAGUAGAUCCUACCAUCCUAAGGGGAAUUAGAAGUGAUUUACCCCCAAUGGAAUAUAUUAAUGCUUGAAACUUGGAGAAAGCAUCUCCGUAGUUAUGGAAGCUAACAGUUUUACAAAUCUAAUCUAUUUUUAAAAUAGGUUAGCUUCCUAAGAAUAAAGUAAAAUGUGAUUUUCUACAUAAUUUAUGCUUUUCAAAAGUGAUGGUAUUCUGGCCACAUAUAAAUGAGAAGAGGAAAGGCUGAUCCAGACUUGGAAAUGAAAAGCAAUUAUUGUAAUAUUUUCCCAUCUUACUAAAUAGUAAAAAGCUUCGAUUGUGCAAGAAAUACCUGUGUUAGUGGAUAUAGCUCUUUUUCCUUGAAUAACUUUGGAAAAUGGAUUUGACAGUACAUAAUCAGUUCUACUAACCAAAGCUUUAUUGGGAAGUUUACUUUUUGUACAAAUUGAAUUAUAUAAUGCUUGAAAUACUUUGUCACUUUAUAAGCAAAAUACAUAGCACUUAAUUUGUUUAUACUGUAAAGUAUAUGUUAAAUGCUUUUAUCAAUUUCAGAAUAAAGAUAGUUACUAAGGCUUUUGU
This is a messenger RNA of Ceratotherium simum simum (southern white rhinoceros), 3537 nucleotides long. It is a transcript of the gene FBXL3, whose product is annotated as F-box and leucine rich repeat protein 3. Lineage: Eukaryota; Metazoa; Chordata; Mammalia; Perissodactyla; Rhinocerotidae. Gene Ontology annotation, cellular component: mitochondrion. The record is from RefSeq and is a predicted model, not a curated record. Gene Ontology annotation, molecular function: protein binding.